Salvia splendens (bonfire salvia) is the source of this 1805-nucleotide messenger RNA. Its product is annotated as putative UPF0481 protein At3g02645. The transcript has a single exon. The record is from RefSeq and is a predicted model, not a curated record. The coding region runs from base 23 to 1717 and encodes 564 amino acids. NCBI's taxonomy places the organism in Eukaryota, Viridiplantae, Streptophyta, Magnoliopsida, Lamiales, Lamiaceae.
GAAAAGCAAGCACCGAUCAAGCAUGUCCUUCUUCCAACAGAGCAUCCUAACAAGCCCGGGCUCCAAAUUCGACGAAAGGCUAUGGGUAGCCAAAAUCCGAAAAACCCUAGACGAAGAGCUGGAAGAAGAAAACGAAAUCCCAGUCACAAUCUUCGGUGUUCCAAAAGCCCUCAUGGCCUCCGAUCCCGAUUCCUACACUCCUCACCUCGUGGCCAUCGGGCCGUACCACCACCUCCGCCUCGAGCUCUACGACAUGGAGCGCUACAAGGUCGCCGCCGCCAAGCGCAUCCAGCGAGAGCUCCACGGCGACAUCAAGCUCCAAUCCCUCGUCGACCUAAUUAUGAACCACGACCUCCGCAUCCGCGCCUCCUACCACCGCCCCGUCCCCUUCGGCCCCGAGGCCCUCGCCUGGAUCAUGGCCGUCGACGUCUGCUUCGUCUUCGAGUUCCUCCGCGUUAAAAAGCAGGGGAAGAAGAAGAUCCUCUCCAAGAUCCCCUCCGGCCUCUGCCACCUCAUCGACUCGUCGGGGAAGAAGACCUCGCAUAACUCCAUACUCAGAGACCUUCUAAUGCUCGAGAAUCAGAUCCCGUUGUUCGUCAUGAGCAUGCUGUUUGAGCUCCAUUUCUCUUCCGAGGAAAUCGCCGCUCAGAAGCUGCUGGCGGUUUUGACGUCGGCGAGCAACGAUCUGUCGCCGUUCAAGGCGGCGGAGAAGACGGAGCCGGUGGCGGUGAGCGAGCACGCGCACUUGCUUGACUUUCUGUACCAUUUUAUCGUGCCAAAAGUCGUUAUAUCGUUCCCGACGUGUCACGAGAUUGAAUUUCUCCCCGGUGGAGACGACGAGGAGGAGACGGAGGGGCUCACGGCGGCAGAGGCGUUCGCGAAGCCGACUCACCUGCGGAGGCUGGUUGACAUGGGAUGGGCGAUGCUGUCGAAGCUUAAAUUCACCAAACCCUUGAAAUUGGUGGUGAAGCUUCCAUGGACGAUUCUCACCAAAAUACCGAUUCUCAAAACAAUCAAAGAGCCUGUGGAGAAAGUACUCCAGACCGCGAAAAUCGAGAAAAAGAAAGAAGAAGACGACGAAGAAGAAUCAAUCGGAGAGGAUAAGCCUCCGUUGCAGGAGGAAAUCGCGAUCCCCUCCGUGACUCAGCUGGCGGAGGCCGGGGUCCAGUUCGCGGCGACGAACGAGGGGAUCUCUGGCGUCAGAUUCGACAGCAAAACCCCAACGUUCCACGUCCCGGUGAUCAGCCUGGACGUGAACUCGGAGGUGGUGCUGAGGAAUCUGGUGGCGUACGAGGCUUGUAGCGCGUCAGGACCAUUGGUCCUGGCGCGGUACGUGGAGCUGAUGAACGGGAUCAUCAACACGGAGGCGGACGCGAAGUUCCUCUGCGGGAGGGGGAUCAUCGUGAACCACUUAAAGAGUGAUAAGGAGGUGGCGGAUUUGUGGAAUGGGAUGAGCAAGUCGGUGAGAUUGACGAAAGUGCCCUCGCUGGAUGCGGUGAUCGCGGAUGUGAAUAGGUUUUACAGCCAGAGGUGGAAGGUUAGAAUGGGGAAGUUGAUGAGGGAGUAUGUGUUUGGGUCGUGGAAGAUUCUGACGUUUGUGGCGGCGAUAGCGAUGCUGAUUCUCAUGAUUUUGCAGGCGUUUUGCCAGGUUUAUUCAUGCAGUCGAAUUCUUCCCAUUGAAGCGCUCGAGCCCCUCGAGCCAAAUGGUAAUAACUAGCUAGGAAAAUUGGUAGGGUUUCUAUUUUUUCAUUAUAGAGAAGAAGAUUGAUAUAUAUAUAUAUAUAUAUGGUUGUGAUUAAUUGAGA